UCGGGGGAGGGGGGUCACAAGUCAUAUGGACCACCCCCGUAUAAUCUGUUUAACGGUGGUGUUUCUGAACCACGUGUCUUUCGCAGGUAGGCGCAUCUCUUUUAGUUGUUGUUAAUGCACUGCAUAGCGCAACGCGCGUAAGGCUGCCAACGCUGCAGCGAACAAGGAAGGCGCGAGCUGGUCUAUUUAAACGCGGCGGUCAUCCCGUCGACGUCCCACUGUAGAGACGGCGCGUGCUCGUCGGAUGUCACGAUGUUCUCCCUUGCAGCCGCCAGUGAUGCUGGGACACAGCAAGAACACAGCCCGGAGAAGAGUACUCAGAGGGGCGCAAAGCCUGUGGACAAGGCGGCCCUGACGGGCGCCACCAACGGCCGCCCCAAGUUCUGUUGGCUCCUACGUCGCCGAUGCUCGACCCAACUUCCAUAUCGUGAGUGUUUUCGACGCGUGCGAGGAAACCUGGAGGCGCCCGGAGGAAACCCGCACGCGGUGCGGUCACCCGCGCUGGACUUCUUCCGCGCCAACCGCGCUAAAAUCGAGAUACGCUCAAUCCCCGUACAUGGCGUGAAUGGACCCACUUGCUGUGCUGCCACCCGUGGCGGGCACGGAGGGAGUUUUACGAAGGUGUGUUCCGCCAACCCUCGCAGCCUGCACAGUGCAGGAUCACAGGCCACGUGCAGCAGGGCCACCAGCGCCCAGCCGAUGGUAACGACGCGAAUGAUGGCACCCUGCACCUGGGCCAUCUACGUACGUCUGUGUGUUGGACUUCUUUCGCGCCGUACGCAGUCAGCCGUGCUAAUCGGGAGGUGCCGGGGGAAGGGCAACAAACGGAACAACAAAAAGCGAUUCCCGAAGAAAUGAGCUCGUCAAUCUCGACGAUUUUUAAAGUGCACAGCCCCGGCGGAAGAGUGUUCCAGACGGCCGCAGGGCGCGCGUCUGAGAGCGCGCGACGCGGGCGACCGUCUUCGUGCGGAGUUGGCGUGAUGACGGCUCAUGCUCCUUGACGAGAUUCAGCGAGGGCGUUGCAGCUCGCUUGCGGCGAGCACUGUUUGCGCAAUGAGCGCGAUCCGAUGACAGUGUGUUUGGUCAGCAAUGCAGCUCUGCGAGCACUGGACGGACGCGGUCGGACCUUGCAGCGCCCGUCACGACGCGUGCCAGAGAACGAAUGUCCAUGUUGCCGCCUGUGUUCCAUGGACUUCAGUGUUCACCCGACGCAAUGCUUAGCCUCGCACAUCAGUUUCACGUGCGCCGUACGCUACGAAGAAGUGCCGUUGGCCCCCAAAGAGGUCGCCUGUUAUAUAAUUUUCUCUUUAGGCCACAGUGUUAUUAUUGACGAAAGUGUUGAGCCGUUGUUGUUGUUGCUAAUUAUGAGGGCGCAUAUAGGUCGCGUACAAUCACACUCAGCAAAUGAAGGCAGCGGAGCGUUUUUUGACCCAUUCGCUAAUGUUACAAAAUAAAUCCCUUAGUGGUAGUCAUCGUUACCGACAGACGUGUCACGUUUUGCAUUACAAAGUUGCUCCUGCUCGCUCAAUUCCACAGUCCGCGCUGUGCCUAUCACUCGCCUUUGCUCGCAUUGGCUCCACGGCCAAAAGAAAAAUCGAUGUGGUUCGUUAUAUCGGCUCGAUAUCUAUCUUUCUCCCGACGACGCGGUGGAAAUUUUCUGAAUCGCAUUAAAAUAACUAAAUCACACUCGCGGCGAAACUGUAUUGGCAAUGGCGUAUCCACUGCGCCCUUGCUCUGGACGGGAAUAAUCCAACUCUUGAUUCGUGUUUCUUUUAAAGGCGGCUCGUCGUGAGCAGCGCUCUCAUGUCUCUCCUGGACGUCUGUGACAAAGAGCUUCAUGGCUCAUCGGAUUUGGAAUUAAUAAAUACUGAUUCUGAUGUUUCAAAUAUAAUC
Molecule: messenger RNA, 1893 nt
Organism: Petromyzon marinus (sea lamprey)
Lineage: Eukaryota; Metazoa; Chordata; Hyperoartia; Petromyzontiformes; Petromyzontidae
Source: RefSeq, a predicted model, not a curated record